This is a messenger RNA of Colletotrichum godetiae, 659 nucleotides long. RefSeq lists its product as uncharacterized. The transcript has a single exon. NCBI's taxonomy places the organism in Eukaryota, Fungi, Ascomycota, Sordariomycetes, Glomerellales, Glomerellaceae. The coding region runs from base 222 to 443 and encodes 73 amino acids. The record is from RefSeq and is a predicted model, not a curated record.
CAGCAGGAGUCAAAAACUGGACGGGCCGGGUCCACCUUCCAAAUUCCCACGAUUCGGUCCCAUGGUGCCGUCGGCGUCGACUGUCGGGGGGACCUUUUGUCAAUGGAAGACUCAACCAGCAGGAGGCAGGCGGCCCACGGCACGUCCAAUGCCCCCCCCGCCCCCCUGCCUUUCCUGCCGUGCCUGCCUAAAUUCUGCCAAUUUGGUAAUCGGAGAGAAACAUGGCAUGGCCCCGUGGUCUAUCCGUACGGAGUAGGAGCAUGGUGGCCAUGGCCCUGCACUUCAUCCUGGACCUAAAAGCAUUUGCAUUUGUAUUCAACACUUUACUUCAAGCAUACGAGGAUGGGUCAGAAGGAGUCGGGGUUGACAUUGAGACUCAAGAGUCAGUAGUAACUCAGUACGAACUACGGAUACGGAGUAUGCAGUCAUAUUCAUGGAUUUGAGGAAUGCGCGGCAACGCAAGAUCCGAUGAUACACUGGAGACAUUGUGCAUCCAUCCAACAAGAGUUCGUUCCUCUUUGGCCAAAUAUAUACCACUCAAGGUUCUGAUCGAGUCGAUCAUUGGAUAAUCUACAGCCAAGGAACUGUGUCUAUGCACACAUGGUCUUAUGAACCUCGGUUUUCCGUUGGACCUUCCUGAAUCAUUCAAUACUAUUGUC